This is a messenger RNA of Wickerhamiella sorbophila, 411 nucleotides long. RefSeq names its product ER-derived vesicles protein ERV14. The transcript is spliced from 3 exons. Gene Ontology annotation, cellular component: COPII-coated ER to Golgi transport vesicle; endoplasmic reticulum membrane. The record is from RefSeq and is a predicted model, not a curated record. Lineage: Eukaryota; Fungi; Ascomycota; Dipodascomycetes; Dipodascales; Trichomonascaceae. Gene Ontology annotation, biological process: endoplasmic reticulum to Golgi vesicle-mediated transport. Bases 1 to 411 code for a protein of 136 amino acids.
AUGAACGGGCCAGCCUGGUUGUACCUGUUUGUUGUUUUGGUUAAUGCAGUGAAUCUGUUCAUGCAGGUGUUUUUCACCAUUAUGUACAGCGACUUGGAGGUCGAUUAUAUCAAUCCCAUCGAUCUGUGCAACAAGCUGAACGUCUACCUCAUUCCAGAGGCUGCUCUGCAGGGCUUUGUGACGCUUUUGUUUUUGAUUACCGGCCACUGGCUGUCGUUUUUGCUCAAUCUGCCGAUUUCUCUGUUCAAUGGCAAUCAGAUUUUUAAAAACCAGUACCUGCUAGAUGCUACCGAGAUCUUCCGCACGCUCGGCCGUCACAAGAAGGAGAGUUUUUCGAAGCUGGGCUUCCAUCUGCUUAUUUUCUUCUUUUACCUCUACUCGUUCAUCGUUGCUCUUAUUGGCAACGACUAA